This is a messenger RNA of Nematolebias whitei (Rio pearlfish), 1080 nucleotides long. It is a transcript of the gene cd226, whose product is annotated as CD226 molecule. The transcript has 6 exons. Gene Ontology annotation, biological process: positive regulation of Fc receptor mediated stimulatory signaling pathway; positive regulation of natural killer cell cytokine production; positive regulation of natural killer cell mediated cytotoxicity directed against tumor cell target. NCBI's taxonomy places the organism in Eukaryota, Metazoa, Chordata, Actinopteri, Cyprinodontiformes, Rivulidae. The record is from RefSeq and is a predicted model, not a curated record. Gene Ontology annotation, cellular component: external side of plasma membrane. The coding region runs from base 1 to 1080 and encodes 359 amino acids.
AUGGAAGCUGUACAAAAGGACUCCUGGUACUUCAUGGUACUCAUCUUUCUUCAUUUUCUUAAAGUUGCCGUCCAACAGGAAGAAGUCGACGUGGUUCGGUUGGAGGAGGGGAUGGUGCUGAGCUGUUUGUGCCCCUGGGACGGUAAACUGACCAUGGUGUCCUGGACCAAAGUGCCAAACGAUAAUCCCAUGGCUGUUUUCCAUCCAGACUUCGGAGAGGCUUUCUCUCACCUGUACCGAGAGAGACUCGAGUUCCUGAGGAACUCGCCAAUGGAUGGAAGCAUUUCCAUGAGGAACGUUACUCAUCGGGACAUUGGGGAGUACCACUGCUCCAUCCAGACCUUCCCUCAGGGACCCUGGACUAGGAACAUUCAGGUGGAGGAUUUAGAUGAACCACCAGAGGAAGGGAACAUCACGGAACCCGUUCCCACAGAGGUGACCGUAGCAGACGCAGAGCUGGUAGCAGAGCAGAGCGACAACAUGACCAUCAGGUGCAACCAUCAGCACAACGGUACAGUCUACCAGGUCAUAUUUGAGAGGAUGCUGCUUGGCCAUCCCUGGACCAUUAUCGGCGUGUGCAAGACGGUGGAGGGGGGCCUGGUGGGCGAGGACUACAGCGACAGAGGCAGAGUCGACUGUGCAGACAGCCUGGAUGUCAGUUUGCACAUGACUGAUGUUGCACCGCAAGACAACGGCUUCUAUCGCUGUACUUUUAACACGGACGUGGGUGUGCAGACUACCACCGUUCAGCUGACUGUUCCCAUUGCAGCAGGUGGAUUCAGCCUGUCGUUAUACAUGAUGUACAUUUACAUCGGGGCUGGAGCUGCUGGACUCCUUCUGCUCACCGCCAUCCUCAUUCUCGCCAUGAGGCACAGGAAGAAAACUAAGAGAAAGGAGUAUCGAGUCAAACUGCACUCGUCUCAGAGACAGCCCAACCUGUAUGAGAAUGUCCCUGUGUAUCCCCAGUUUGCGAAGAACUCCAGGCAGUCCAAAAACUGCCCGAUCUAUGCCAACCUGCCGGCUGGACGUUCGCUCCAAACCGCUCGGCGGCCUCACAAUAUAAGAACGUGCGUGCUGUAA